CUGAAUGAACACCAAAAUAUGGUCAUGAUUCUUGUGAUGCUUCUUUUAAAAUUAGGACACCAAGCCGCUGUUACAAGUCUGAGCACCGGGACCCAGCAUGAGAUUAAAAAUGCAAAACUCGAAGAGCCGCUUACUUUAAAUUGCACUUACAAUUGUUCCAGUGGCUUCACACGUGGUUACUGGGAAGCUACACCUUUAUGUAGCAAGUGUGAAUGGAUAAAAGAAUUUUCAAAAUCAGGAGAGAUGUGCAUUGCAAGCUUGUACACACCUCAUCUAAUGUUGCAGCAAACCCGUUAUAACUAUUCCUGUGUGUCUGAAGAGAGCGAUCGGCCAGGCCUUCCUCGUAAAACAGAGCUUCUGGUAACAUUGACAGUUCAGGAUAAAUCCCAUAAACCAGUGACUCCUCUUAAAGAACAUGGUCAAUCUCUGCGAGUUAAUAUGUUCAAAGGUCACAUGGAGUCAGAAGAGGUGUUAACCUCAUUAUCCACCAUAGAAGUGAUGGCAGGAACCUCACUUCGACUUCUUUGUGUCGCCCCUGACAACCAGCACUGUGAAGGACAGUGGGUCAAGGAAAACGGUUCAAUCCCCUGGUCCGAAAAUGACACUGUGGUCCAGUGGAGUCAAAUCAAAAUGGAGGAUGGUGGACGUUACAGGUGCCAGACAAAAGGGACUUGCACCGGCAAGCCUAUUACUGUGGAAAUCGAGGUCAUCGAAUCUGAUAGAUUCACCUGGGCCAAGAUCUUUGCUGCUUUUGCGGUGUCUGCAAUGUUUGUUCUGAUGGCCCAUCUGAUAUACCUGUGCUACAGAAGAGGGUGUAAGCCAGUGGAUACAAGCUUAACCCAUGACAGGGUUACAUCCAGAAACGCCGUUGUCAUGAGGCCAGUCACUCAAGACACACAGAGUGAUCAUGAAGUACCUUAUGCUGACAUUGUGAUCUCUGUGAGAGGAUCCAGCCAUCCUGAUCUGUCCGACACCAAUGACCAUUCUUCAAAACUGCAAAGACCUAAAUGGAAAGACGAGGCCAGAGCAGGUCAACCUUACGCUUCAUCUGACAGACUGCACAUCCACUCAAGAGAGGUCACCAGGAAAUUAAGCACGACGUCAGAAUAUGCUGUAAUAACCUACUCAUGCGAGGCUCUCAGUUAG
This is a messenger RNA of Triplophysa dalaica, 1146 nucleotides long. RefSeq lists its product as uncharacterized. The transcript has 8 exons. The coding region runs from base 19 to 1146 and encodes 375 amino acids. The record is from RefSeq and is a predicted model, not a curated record. NCBI's taxonomy places the organism in Eukaryota, Metazoa, Chordata, Actinopteri, Cypriniformes, Nemacheilidae.